AUGUCUUCAGUAGCAGGGUUACUAACAGGGCUGGUGCUUUCUCCGUUUAUGUUGGCAAUAGAUGCCCAAAAGAGAAUAAUCGCAGAAGGUGUACAAGGAAACAUAGCUUGCCAGGCUCUUGGAGUUCUUACCAUCUCAUUACACAGAUUUUCGACGUUUACCCUGUGUUUUUCUUUCGUCGAUCGGUACAUAGUCAUUUCGCGACCAAUGGAAUUCACCGAACGUCUGCGAUAUUCUUUGAGUAAAGUUGUAUGUAGCUUUAUCAGCAUUGCGUCGAUCGCCCUUGCUACAAUUCCAAUCGCUCUUGUUCCAAGUGAAGAGUCGGCAUAUUCUCCAUUAGAGAAUGCUCCUAUGUGUAUAAUCGUGGCAUCAAGCGUUGAACUUCAGUAUUGGAUUUACUUCGACAUUGUGAUUUCUUAUAUUAUUCCUUGGAUGUGUAUGUUCACGGCAGUUGUAUGUACGAUACGUGUUGCUUGGUCAAGCAAAAGUUCCAAAAUUCUGCCAAUAAAUAUCGGGACCUUCAAUCCUAACGUAAUUGUCGACCAACAUAAGAGUAGUUUUACAACUUGUUGGAAGGAUGUAUCAGAGGGUAAUACAAAAAUAACAGUCGAAUCCGUGUCGACGCCAAUAUCUGAACGUUAUUCUGAAAUACCGCUAGCACUACAACAUACUGAAAGAAUUACGUCAAAUUCCCAUUUAAAUUUAAAUACACGUCAAAAUUCAUGUUCCACUAAGACUUUGAGUCGCAAUGCUGUAGUGCCCACACAAAAGCCAUAUUUCCAGACAGGACUCGCAUCAUUGCAUAACCAGCAUACAUCUGGAUGGGAAAUUACGGCAACUACCAGUAAAAUUUCUGACACGUCGCCGCCUACUGACACUUCAUAUAAUUCCUCGGUCAACAAGUCAUCGGAAAACAAAGUAAAAUCGUUCGAUGAUUGCAUUAUGGUUUUGCCAGUCGUUGAUGAAGAAAAAAAAGUUGGCAGCUUUGGACAAAAUGAUCAAAAAAUCAACCUCGGAACCCGCAUGCCAGCCACACGAACUUUUGAUGUACGAAAUAUGAAAGCUCUUUAUACACUUAUACCUAUUUUACUCUGCUUCAUGUUACUCACCCUCCCAGCUAUGCUGGUGCACUUUCACGCUGCAACAACCACGACCGACCAAUGCAAGAGCUGGGAGUUUUUAGCUUGUCUUGCGAUUUUAACAUCUUCCUUUGCUUAUCCAUUGAUGUUGGUUGCAGCAGACCGGAAUUUCAAACAAUGGAUACAACGCUUCCUAAAUAAAACAAUAUUGGAGGACUCCGAUUUUGAAUCAGAUAACGAGUGA
Ciona intestinalis (vase tunicate) is the source of this 1323-nucleotide messenger RNA. NCBI's taxonomy places the organism in Eukaryota, Metazoa, Chordata, Ascidiacea, Phlebobranchia, Cionidae. The record is from RefSeq and is a predicted model, not a curated record.